Molecule: messenger RNA, 1020 nt
Organism: Rotaria socialis
Lineage: Eukaryota; Metazoa; Rotifera; Eurotatoria; Philodinida; Philodinidae
Source: the annotation of a GenBank genome assembly
AUGGCAAAGCGACAAAAGUGCUGUGUGAUAAGUGAUGCUCAGAGCAUACUAAAGACGUAUAACAUCAAUGCAAAAAUUGAUGAAGCACAUUCAACCGUCAUCUUGGAUGGUGCCAUAUUUGUAGAUGCUAAAACACUGGCAAGGCAUGUAGUCUCGUUAAUGCGUACUGCUAAUAACACUAGGCGGUACGAAGAAUGGCGUGAUCUACCACUUGCAGGACGUGUUUUACGCUCGACUAGCAACAUCGGCUUAGUAGGCUCCUUUGCUUGGCUGAAGCAAGCGAAAUUGUCGUCAACGGCAGUCAGAAAUGUACUAGCGGCGCAAGAAGGAUGUUUACUAACCAAAACACACCCUGCGCAUACCAAGCAUUCAGCCGAUCUGAGUUGUAGAGCAUGUAGGAAGAGUAAAGAAACAAUUGCGCACAUCAUCUCCAAUUGUCCCACAUGGCUCCCAACCCUAUAUGUGGAUCGACACGACUCAGCAGCUAGGAACAUAUACUACAAAUUAUGUCAGAAAUACGGUCUUAUGCCUCCUCACUACACGCAGCAAGUAUUGUCGGUUCAAGAGAAUGAUACCAUCAAACUGUACUGGAACCAACCGGUACAGACAAAAAAAAUCAUUCGCCAUAAUAAACCUGAUAUCAUACUCUUUGAUAAGAUCAAGAAAACUGCUCUUGUCAUCGAGUUCGCCAUAUCAUGGUUUACAGGUAUUGAAAGGCAGAUAGACAUAAAAACAAACCGAUAUUGUGUCAAUGGAAACUAUGACCAAGAUCUGAAUGUACCCUACCCAAACGGCGAUAAUUUACUUCGUGAAUUACAAGCCGCAGGAUGGGACGCAUCGUUCUUUCCUAUAGUUAUUGGCGCGACUGGUGAAGUUCUCUUUGGUCUGAGUGGGAAAAUCAAGGAACAUCUAGGCAUUAGCAGCGAAGCCGCAGAUGAAUGUAUCGAGAGAAUGCAACAAAGUGCUGCAUUGGGAACGAGCAGGAUCAUCAAAAAUCACCUGUCAAAGAAAGCACGCUAG